Messenger RNA from Lethenteron reissneri (Far Eastern brook lamprey), 1830 nucleotides. Its product is annotated as P2Y purinoceptor 1-like. NCBI's taxonomy places the organism in Eukaryota, Metazoa, Chordata, Hyperoartia, Petromyzontiformes, Petromyzontidae. Gene Ontology annotation, molecular function: G protein-coupled receptor activity. Gene Ontology annotation, biological process: G protein-coupled receptor signaling pathway. The record is from RefSeq and is a predicted model, not a curated record. Gene Ontology annotation, cellular component: plasma membrane.
CGUGUUGUUUGUUUGUUGUUGUUGUGGUGGUGGUGGUUGUGGUGUCGUGGCGCGCGUGUGUUUGCUGUUGUCGGUACAGGUGAAUGUUUAAGUUGUCACUGGUGCGGUGAUGAAUGUGUGUGAGUUGUGAAUGAUGGUGGAAUACAGCGGGCAGAGUUGAUAGAGUGAUGGUGUUAGUGUCAUCAUGAUUAAUGUCAUGACGGUGGUGGAGGAGGUGGAGGUGGCGGAGGUAGACUGCGGAGUGGCGGAUGGUGUCCGGAUUUCUGUCGGAGUUGGAAGUGAAAGAUGAUCUGAUCCCAUCCGUCACCUGCAUCCUCACCACCCCUCACACCUCCCACCAACCCUCACCACCACCACCCUCACCACCGCCCUCACCACCACUCACUCCAACCCUCAGCGAUGCCGAUGCCUCUCCUCCUCAACGCCGCUUCGAACAGCAUCAUCAACACCACCAUCAACAACAACAUCAGCAGCAUCAUCAGCAGCACCACCAUCAGCAACAUCGGCAGCGGCAUCAUCAGCGGCAACAUCAGCGGCAGCAACAUCAGCGGCAACAUCAACGGCGGCAACAUCAGCGGCAUCACCAGCGGCAACAUCAGCGGCCCGGGCUGCCAAGUCGACGGCAACUUCACGCCCGUCUUCCUGCCCAGCAUCUACGGCGUCUCGCUCAUCCUGGGCGUCGUCGGCAACGCGGCCGGCAUCUUCUGCUUCUGCCGCCACAUGCGCCCCUGGUCGCCGCUCACCGUCUACAUGCUCAACCUCGCCGUCUCGGACCUCUGCUACGUCCUCUCGUUGCCCUUCCUCAUCGACUACUACGUGGCGCGCACCUGGCGCUACGCCGAAUGGCACUGCAGGGCGCAGCGAGCCACCUUCCACGCCAACAUGUACGCCAGCAUCCUCUUCCUCACCGUCAUCGCCGGGCACCGCUACGCCGGCAUCGUCCACCCGCUGCGCUGCCGCGGCGCGCCCCUGGCCGUGUCGCGCCGCGCCAGCGCCCUCGUCAGUGCCGCCGUGUGGGCAGCCGUCGCCGGGCUGGUGCUGCCCCAGGUGUGGUUCGUGCGGCUCGGCGUGGCGAAGGCGGCGGGGGCAGGAGGAGGGGGGGAAGACGUCGUGAAGUGCUACGACACGACCACCAAGGACAUGCUGCAAGAAUACCUGCCGUACAGCUUCGUCCUCUCCGUCCUGGGAUUCUUUGUCCCGUUCUGCGCGAUGCUCUUCUUCUACGGCUCCGUCGUCUGCGCCUUGGCCGGCACCUCCGACGGCCGCUGGGGAAGAGGAGGAAGAGGAGGAGGAGGAGGAGGGGGGGUCACGGGCCAGGGGACGGCGUGCGCCGUGACCCCCGCCGACCGCCGGCGCACCAAGCGCAUCGUGGGGGUCACGCUGGUGCUGUUCGCCGUCUGCUUCCUCCCCUACCACGUGAUGCGCCUGUGGAACCUCCUGGUGAGGCUCUACCCGCCGGAGGAGUGCGCCACCUCCACCAACGUCUACCUCACCUACCAGGUGACGCGCGGCCUGGCCAGCCUCAACAGUUGCCUGGACCCGGUGCUCUACGUGUUCGCCAGAGGCGGCGUCCGCUCGGCGCUCCGAGAGAGCCUCCGCUCCGUGAGCCGCUCCGAGCUCAGCCGCCUCUCCCUCCGACACCUCGACCGCAUCACCGCCCUGGGGAGCGCCGGCGGCGGUGGGCCCGGCGGGGAAGGGGCGGCCACGGGGGAGCCGGACGGUGCCGGGGGCUGUGCGGGCGACUGGGAGAAGCUGGGGGGCGACGUGGACGAAGACCUGGGGGAGGUGUUUGAAGAGGCAGGGCGGACUACGAGGACGAAGCAUCGGUGA